Myxocyprinus asiaticus (Chinese sucker) is the source of this 607-nucleotide messenger RNA. RefSeq names its product succinate dehydrogenase assembly factor 1, mitochondrial-like. The record is from RefSeq and is a predicted model, not a curated record. NCBI's taxonomy places the organism in Eukaryota, Metazoa, Chordata, Actinopteri, Cypriniformes, Catostomidae. Gene Ontology annotation, biological process: mitochondrial respiratory chain complex II assembly. The transcript has a single exon. Bases 84 to 332 code for a protein of 82 amino acids. Gene Ontology annotation, cellular component: mitochondrion.
GACACCACCGUCCAUCUGCAUUGAGAGUCCAUAGAGCCUUGAAACCGAUCACUUGUGUUUUUGUGUUUAUUACCCACCACGCCAUGGUACGCCACAGCAAGCUACAGAUGCAGGUCUUAUCGCUGUAUCGGCAGUUUCUGCGUGCUGCAGAGGACAAGCCGGGAUUCAUACCGAGAAUACGAGAUGAAUUCCGUGCCAAUGCUUCAAUAAAGAAGACUGAUGUCAUGCACAUAGAAUAUCUGUAUCGGCGCGCCCAACGCCAACUUGAACUGCUGAAAGAUGUCAACACUAAACAGCUAGGAGCUUUCAGCAAGUCUAAAGAGGACAGUUGACCAUUCAUAACAUCGUCUGUCGGCCAAUAUGCAUUAAAAUAUUUUACAAAAUGUGAUUGAGAAAGAACAGACAGAAGUGCAAAGAUACAGAUUGGUCUCUGGGAAUUUGCUUCCUUGCUUCAGUUAUCCAAAUAAUGAAGGGAUCAGUGAAACUUUUACACAUCUCAGGAAAUCAAGCAGAAGCAUGGGGUAUUUGGGGAUAAUUUAUGUUUUUAGCAUGUUGUUUGUGUUAGUUCACUGGAAGAUUAAAUGCAGAUUAUUUGCUGCUAUAUCAG